UCAUUCUCUACCUGCAAGUGGAAGUCCUGCAUCUCUAUCUACACAGCCUAGCCUCCCCGGUGUGACGGCUCAUGGCGCUGGACGAGUAGCCUUGUCUCGUGCCAGCUACGUACACCGGCCGGAGAAGUGCACUACACUACACCACACCACACCACGCUUCGCGUAGCUGCAUGCUUUGCGAUUCCCGCGCACACGAUACACCCUGGUGCUGUCGCCGCCGGAUCGCCUUUUGCCUUGGGCUUCCGUCCUUCACCAGCACGCGGCCCACGUUCCCUUCUCCUCUUUAAGCACCCCCGCCUUUUCCCUCCCCUUUCCACCUCCGUGGCUCCGUCCUUCGAGGUUCGACCACUUCCCGGAUUGCUUCCCCCACUCACCUAUCAGACUAUUCCUUCCCCUUCCCGAGCCGAGCCUCUCGCUGCAUUGCAUUGCACCGACAAGAUCUGAGUCGAGUCGGUGAGCACUGAGUAAGCUAGCUGCCGGUAAAGAUCGGGGAUGGCGGUCGGGAGUGGCAGCUGCAGGUCGCUGCUGCGCGGUUUCGUGUCCCUCUUCUUCCUCCUGUUCCUUCACAUUGGCCACGCCGGCUGCUGCUUCUCCCCCGGGCCUGCCUCGCGGCCGCGGGAGGAGGGCGACGCCGCGGACGCGGAUGCCGAUGGGAAGGUCGGCGGCGGCAGCAACAAGAGGAGGAAGAUAUCGCCUCUGGCUUGCUCCCCGGCGGCGUCCUCCUCUGUCGUCGUGGAAGAGAGGCGCAGGCAGGUCUCGUCCCUCGCCACCAGCCUCCGGUUCUACCUUCACCGCAUCUUCUCUUCCUCCAGGGCCAAGACUGCCGUUCCGGUCAGUGAGGAGGAAGAGGCCGUGACCACCACCUUGUCGUCGCCGCUCGCGCAGUCUUUGGCUCAGCCCUCGGCGUCGGUGGUGUUGUCCACGCCGUCGUCGCCUUGCGCGUCGUCGCCGUUCAUGUCGCCGCUCUCGCCGCGCUCCCUCAGAAAUAGUGUCACUCCCAUGCCGUCCUCGCCGCAGAAGCUGCUGCAGGCGAGCAGGCAGUCGUCAAGAUCGUUCGCCGCCCGCGGCGACGUGUUCCCCUGCAAGGUGUGCGGCGAGGUACUGAGCAGGCCGCACCAGCUGGAGCUCCACCAGGCGAUGAGGCACUCCCUCACCGAGCUCUCCCACCUCGACUCCAGCAUGAACAUCAUCCGCAUGAUCUUCCUCGCCGGGUGGAAGUCCGCCGCGUCCGGCGUCGGCGAGCCCCCUGUGGUCCGGCGCAUCCUCAGGAUCCACCACAACCCCCGCGCGCUGAACCGCUUCGAGGAGUACCGCGACCUCGUCCGCGCCCGCGCCGCCCGGCGCUGCGCGGGCGGCUCCUCCGGCGAAGGCGCCGUCGUGGAAGAGAGGUGCAUCGCGGACGGCAAUGAACGCCUGCGCUUCCACUGCUCCACCAUGCUCUGCUCCCUGGGCGGCGCCGGCGGCGUGUGCGGGAGCCCCUACUGCUGCGUCUGCAGCACCCUGCGGCACGGGUUCGCGGGGAAGCAGGCCGACGUGGACGGCAUCGCCACCUACGCCUCCGCGUGGGCCGCGCACGCGUCCCUGCCCGAGGACGUGGAGCGCGAGUUCGCGUUCCUCCAAGUGCGCCGCGCCAUGCUGGUGUGCCGCGUCGUGGCGGGGCGCGUCGGCCGCGGCGCCGCGGACGACAAGGUGGCCUACGACUCCCUGGUGCCCCUGCGCGGCGGCGUCAGCGGCGGCCGGGGUGACGACGACGUCAAGCUGCUGGUGUUCAACCCCAGAGCGGUGCUCCCUUGCUUCGUCAUCAUCUACAGCAGCGGCUAGUCGGUAGCCACGAGGCGGCCAGCCUGCGCGCAGUACUAGCGUAUAGCCUUUCACUCUUUCUUGCCCCCUCCGUUUGGUGGCUGUGGUCACCGGUCACUGACCACGGCGCGGGUGCGGUCGUGGGGAGUCCUCGGCUCAAUUAUGGCGGCAAAAUGGCUCGCUCGCCUGUCCCAGAGCUCCGGAUUUCUUGCUGGAUCGUGCAAUCAGCAGUCGGCAGUGGCACUGCCCAUUGGCCAUUGCCUACUUGGCUGGAUCGGAUCGAGGCGUCGGGCACUUGAUAGGUUACCCGAGUGAUCUGAUGACGUUGAGUACUUGAGCUGAGCCUACCAUGGGACGCACCAUAGCCAUAAGUUAUGUAGUGUGGUUGGCAUGUUUUUGUAGCUGUUACUGUUGUCGGUCCCUUGUCAACUGUUUUGCUACAUGUUCUACUGGUCUCUGUCCAAUUGUCCUCACUUCUCGUUUGCUGUUGGUGUCUUUGGAUUUGCAUCUCUCAUGCACGUACGGUGCCUAGUCAUUAGAAUAGUGCAUACUACAAACAGCAUUUAAACAGCACUAGGGGUGACAAUUGGUCACAUAAGAUACGGUUCAGCUAAAACCCAUCCAUCAGAAAACCUGAAACUCAAAAUCCGACCCACAUCCAAAGUGUUAAUCGGGUUGAAACAUGCUCUGGUACCUCAAUCCAAUGGGAGCCAAAA
Molecule: messenger RNA, 2516 nt
Organism: Phragmites australis (common reed)
Lineage: Eukaryota; Viridiplantae; Streptophyta; Magnoliopsida; Poales; Poaceae
Exons: 1
Coding region: 493-1821 (442 amino acids)
Source: RefSeq, a predicted model, not a curated record